UUAACAAAUCCAAUCCAUUAAAACAGCCCAAAUGAUAGAACAGAACCAGCAACAACUUGGUCGUUCUUCUUUCUUCUCUAGUAUUCUCAAUCUCAACUCUCUCUCUCACUCUCAGUCUCCGUUAAGUUAAACCCGCAACCGAAAGAUUAUUUCAUUAUUCAAUUAAUAUCUCUAUCUUAAAUUCGUUCUUGUAUGCUCCUUCAUUACUCAUAAUAAUUCAUGGCUUUCACUUCCACACACUCUCUCUACACACACCCGCAACAGCAAUUUCGCCUCCGCCACCGUCGGUCGCAAUUGCUAACCGUCACCGCCGUCCAAUUCGUUUUGCUUCCGACGCGAAACCGCCGAAGAACCUUUACCUUUGAAGCAACUUCUAGAAACUUCGUUGUUACGGCUAAUUCACGUGCUUCCGGUUCUCGUAGAGUUUAUCGCGAGUCUCAGUCCAACGCACCUCUUUCUGUUGCCUCGGUUAAACAGAUUGCAACUUCUGUUGCUCCGUUUGGAGUUUUCUUAGCAGUUACUUUGGUUAUCUGGAAAUUGGUGGAGAAGCUUCUUGUUACAACUCCAAAGCAGUCGAAGGCUCCGACUUCUGAAGGUCAGUCUGCUUCACAAGGAUUGAAAUGGUCUUUUGCUGCUGGUACAAAUUUGUUGUCUCAGCUUGGGGUGAAGAUUGAGAGUCAAUCUAAACAGAAACUUAACGAAUUUGCUCGAGAACUGAGGUCAUUUCCAAGUAUUGAUAUGUCAGGGCGCAAUUUUGGAGAUGAAGGAUUAUUCUUUCUUGCAGAGAGCUUGGCAUUCAACCAGACUGCAGAGGAAGUGAGUUUUGCUGCAAAUGGAAUAACUGAUGCGGGAAUGAAAGCUUUUGAUGGUGUUCUACAAUCAAACAUCACAUUGAAAAUUCUUGAUCUUUCAGGAAAUCCUAUUGGAGAUGAAGGAGUUAAGUGUCUGUGUGGCAUAUUGAUGGAUAACUCCAGCAUUGAGAAGCUCCAGCUAAAUAGUGCCGACUUAGGGGAUGAGGGUGCAAAAGCUAUUGCAGAAAUGCUGAAGAAAAAUUCGAGUUUGCGGGUUCUUGAACUUAACAACAACAUGAUUGAAUAUUCUGGAUUUACUAGUAUUGCUGGAGCACUUCUUGAGAAUAACAGCAUAAGAAAUAUACAUCUCAAUGGCAAUUAUGGUGGUGCCUUGGGGGCUAAUGCAUUGGCUAAAGCACUCGAGGGCAAUAAGUCUAUAAGGGAACUACAUUUGCAUGGAAAUUCUAUUGGAGAUGAAGGAAUUCGUUCUCUGAUGACAGGAUUAGCUUCACAUAAAGGGAAACUUACACUUCUAGACAUUGGCAACAACUCAUUAACAGCUAAAGGUGCAUUCUACGUUGCUGGGUAUAUUAAAAAGAUCAAAAGCUUGUUAUGGUUGAACCUUUACAUGAAUGACAUUGGUGAUGAGGGUGCAGAAAAAAUUGCAGACGCUUUAAAGGAAAAUCGGUCAAUAACAACAUUAGAUCUGGGGGGAAAUAAUAUUCAUGCUGUUGGAGUUGGUGCCGUUGCUAAAGUUUUGAAAGAUAAUUCAGUUAUUACCACUUUAGAACUUAGUUAUAAUCCCAUUGGACCAGAUGGAGCCAAGGCCUUGGCCGAAGUUCUCAAGUUCCAUGGAAAUGUAAAAACCCUUAAACUUGGUUGGUGCCAGAUAGGAGCAAAAGGGGCAGAAUCCAUUGCGGAUGCUUUAAAAUAUAAUACGACAAUAUCAAUUCUGGACUUACGAGCAAAUGGACUAAGAGAUGAAGGUGCAUUGUGCCUGGCUCGCAGCUUGAAAGUUGUUAAUGAAGCUCUAACCUCACUAGAUUUAGGAUUUAAUGAAAUAAGGGAUGAUGGAGCUUUUGCUAUUGCUCAAGCACUCAAGUCUAAUGAAGAUGUGGCUGUCACAUCUUUAAACAUCGGCAGUAACUUCCUUACCAAAUUUGGCCAGAGUGCUUUAGCUGAUGCAAAAGACCAUGUGUUUGAGAUGACCGAAAAGGAAAUCGCCAUUUUUUUCUAGAAGACAGUAUACUUUUCAGUAUAUUAUUAUUGUCAUAUCCUGCAACUAGAGCUUCUUUGGUUGUUUUGCAUAUUAGCUGCCGGCAAGUACUGGUAAGAGCUCGUUCACGUCAAUUUUUUGAGCUCUAACCAUUCAUUGAGUGAAGUAUAGGAAUUUUGUUUUGAUGCAUUGUAUCCGUAAAUUUGUAGUUCUUGAAAUGGGUUUAAACUUUUGCAUAUUUUUUCCUGUGAAAAAACUGUUGCAUAUUCUUUCUAUCCCUUUGAUGAAAUAGUUCACCCACGGCCACAGUAAUCAAUGCAAUGAUGUAUUUUAUUAAUAUUAUUACAAUUAGCAUCAUCAACUUUUCAGGGUAUAA
Molecule: messenger RNA, 2383 nt
Organism: Cicer arietinum (chickpea)
Lineage: Eukaryota; Viridiplantae; Streptophyta; Magnoliopsida; Fabales; Fabaceae
Biological process (GO): nucleocytoplasmic transport; activation of GTPase activity
Cellular component (GO): perinuclear region of cytoplasm; nucleus; cytosol
Molecular function (GO): GTPase activator activity; small GTPase binding
Source: RefSeq, a predicted model, not a curated record